Molecule: messenger RNA, 2850 nt
Organism: Zeugodacus cucurbitae (melon fly)
Lineage: Eukaryota; Metazoa; Arthropoda; Insecta; Diptera; Tephritidae
Product: P protein-like
Exons: 1
Coding region: 141-2330 (729 amino acids)
Biological process (GO): transmembrane transport
Cellular component (GO): membrane
Source: RefSeq, a predicted model, not a curated record
AGUAUAAAAAAUGUCAAAGCUUUCAAUUCAUUUGCCAUUUCAGAAAUUCAAACACUUUUCUAAAAAUAUAUCAACAUAUUUUGUUUUAAUAUAGAAAAGUCAUUACAAGUGUAAGAUUUUAGUGAGAACUAAUCGAAAGAAUGGCCAACAAACGCGAGGAAGAUGACAAAAGUGAUGAAGAUAAUUUGGACGAUGAAGAAUUGCCGGCAGCAAGGAAAAAAAAGAUAACAAUAAAUGCACCCGAAGAAGACGAAGAAGUGUCAGCCUCACCCAAAACUAGACUACAACUGGUUUUUUAUUACACAAAACUUGUAUUUCUAUGUAGCAUUUGGCUUAUAAUAGCAGUGUUACUGCCAACGAUGCCCUCUGAAAAGAACGACGGUUGUCUAACAACGAUUUUCCCGAAACAAACAAAAACCAUAAUUAUCGAUCCGAAGUUUACCACACGCGAUUCGCUAGGCAUAAGGGUGUACGGUCCCUUUCUUGUUAGUGCGCAUGCGACGAGUGUCGAUCAAGGUGCAAAUAAGCAUAUGAAAGUUACGCUGGAGAAAGUGCUUUACGCUGCGGAUGGCGAGAGUAUAACCAAUGUCAUAGUUGUUGCGAAAAUACAACACUUUUUGCUCAGCAUCAGCGAGCAAACAGCCCCUACCGCGCCAGUGAAGAUGUACGGCUAUUUUGGCUUAACGAAUUUCUCCGUGGCAGAAACAAAAAACAAAGUGCAACUGCGUUUACGGUUGGAAACGAACAUCGAUACAGAAUUGACGAUAAAAUAUUUUGUGGAACGCGCCUUGGAUUCGAACACUUGCAUUGUACUCGGUGCCCUGGUAUUGGCAUUCCUAUAUGUAUCGAUAGUUUGGGAGCUGGUGAAUCGCACCUUCGUCUCGGUGAUAGCGGCCACGUUAGCCAUUGCGAUACUUGGUUUUAUGCGGGCAUGGCCCGAUCUCACCAAAAUCAUAACCUGGAUGGACACAGAAACAUUAUUGCUACUCUUUGGCAUGAUGAUAUUGGUUGGCGUACUUGCGGAAUCGGGCAUUUUCGAUUAUUUCGCCGUGCAAGCAUAUCGUAUGUCGCGCGGUCACAUUUGGCCGAUGGUGAACACUUUGUGCUUCUUUACCGCCACGCUGUCGGCGUUUGUGGACAGUGUCACCAUGAUGUUGCUCAUAACACCGCUCAUUGUGAAGCUGUGCGAAGUGAUGCAGGCCGAUCCGGUUUUGGUGUUAAUGUUCCUGGUCAUCUAUGCCAACAUAGGCGCUGCUUCGACGCCAGUCGGCGAUCCGCCGAACAUCAUCAUCACAACGAAUUCGUUCAUUGCCUCGCAUAAUGUGCAUUUCGGCAACUUCAUGCUGCACACUUUGCCGUGCGUGCUGCUAGCAUUGGUGCAAACUUACAUACAGAUACGUUUGACAUUUCGGAAAUUGGGUGUACCGUAUAUGGCGGACGCACAGAGCGAAAUGCGCAUGGGUACGCAUGCGUGGGAGCGUGCCGCUGCCGCCAUACAGCCCUACAAUACGGACACGAGACAGCUGCGAGAUGUGCUUAUACAGAAAGCGCACCGCGUUAAGCGACACAUAAGAAGAAUAGGUAGACGCCGAACCACGACGGCCGAUUAUCAUGAGACGCUCGACAAUCUGCGUUCCUCCUAUGGCAUACGCAAUAAAAUGCUGCUCAUCAAGUCGGUUAUUGCAUUUGCUUUUGUUAUGACGCUGUUCUUCUUGCACUCCGUGCAUGGCCUACAUCAGUUAACGCUCGGUGAGUGCGCACUAAUGGGCGCGAUAUUACUGCUGAUCCUUGCCGAUGUGAACGAUAUGGAGGCGAUUUUAGGACGUGUCGAAUGGUCGACGCUCAUAUUUUUCGGCUCUUUAUUCGUGCUUAUGGAGGCGCUCACCGAGAUCGGCAUCAUAGCUGUGCUGGGGAAUAUGGUAGAGGAUUUAGUGCGUUCGGUGGAUGAGAAGCAACGCUUGUUUGUCGCCUUACAGCUGUUGCUUUGGGUCUCGGCAAUUGCUUCGGCAUUCCUCGAUAAUAUACCGGUGACGACAAUGAUGAUACGCAUUGUGAUAUCGUUGUCACAGAAUAAGGAACUCCAUUUGCCGCUGCAUCCAUUGGUUUGGGCGCUGGCAUUGGGCGCAUGCUUUGGCGGCAAUGGCACCUUAAUUGGCGGCUCUGCCAACGUGGUGACAGCUGGUGUUGCCGAACAACAUGGUUACACAUUCACUUUUAAACGGUUUUUCAUCGUAGGCUUUCCUAUCAUGAUUGGUAAUGUGAUCAUCACAUCUAUAUACCUUUAUGUGUGUCACAUCGUGUAUGAAUGGCAUGAUCCACCUAUAAGCUAAUUUCAUUAAUUUUAACUUAAGCAUGGUUAAGUUAGCAGCUAAUAUGUAUUUCGUUUUAUUUAUUAAUAUUUUAAAUACAUAAGUUAAACCAAAAAUUCACUCAGUUAAUAAGUUUUUUUUUUAAAUAAAGGCUUAAUGUCAUCAACACCAAGGCUUAUUCAUUUUGCAUAGUAUUAGCCGGUUGAAAGAACAAGUGAAGCAUUGUUCUUCUUCGAUUGGGUUUUACUUCAGAGAGAAGUUCUCCACCAGAUAGUACCGCAUUGAACAAUUUCAACAUUAGUAGUUCUGAAUUCUUAAAGAUCCUCAAUUUUUUUCAGCUUCCUCUAACAAGUCCUUAAAAAGCGUUCUUAUCAGAUUUUAUAACUUCGUUCGUCUAGAAAAAUCUUAACUUAGCAAGACUGAUCCUUCAUUAGAUUUCAGAACUGUCAAUAUUUUCGGUUUAUGGCGGUUUUGAGGAAGAAGAAAAUAUCUAAUACUUUAAGGGGUUACAUGUGUUUUGUCGGGUAAAAGAUGGCAUAUU